Molecule: messenger RNA, 1053 nt
Organism: Castor canadensis (American beaver)
Lineage: Eukaryota; Metazoa; Chordata; Mammalia; Rodentia; Castoridae
Gene: Zglp1
Product: zinc finger GATA like protein 1
Biological process (GO): spermatogenesis; oocyte development; regulation of transcription by RNA polymerase II
Cellular component (GO): nucleus
Molecular function (GO): zinc ion binding; sequence-specific DNA binding
Source: RefSeq, a predicted model, not a curated record
GUUAGCUGGGGGCUGGGCACUGGCCAUGGAGGCCGAUCGCACCCCGGACUUGCUGCUCCUCAGGGAGCUGCUGGCGCCUCCUUGUCUGGACCCCGAGUCGUCGCCCCCGGGACCCUCAGCGCAGCGCGAGCCGCGGCCCCUGAGAUGCGUCAGACCCGGUGGCAGGUCCCUCUGGCCUGCAUGCCAGGACUCUGUCAGUCUGUGCUUCCUCCAAGAGACAGAAGAGGGGCUUCAGUCCCCGAUCCCGGACACCCAGGCCUUGGCACCCUGCUGGGAGUCGGUGGCCCUGGGUACUUUGGACACCCUGACUAUGGUCAGGAGCUCUAAGAACAGGCAGGCCUCAGUCAGCCACAAGUGCCACCGCCUGGAGUGCCACCAGCGUCCACCCCAGAGAAGACGUCGGAAGCAGCCGAAACCCAGCAAGAGCAGUGAGAAGGUGGACCCUGGGUUCAAGGGGGUGACUCUGAGGUUUCAGAUAAAGCCAGAUGCCAGCCUACAGAUCGUACCCACCUACAGCCUGCCUGGCAGCAGCCAUUCUCGGGGACCCCCCGCCAGUCCUGCCAGGGCCCCUGAGCCCAGUCCCCGAAUGAGCGAGGCCUUGGACCCUCCAGGGCCCCGACGCUGUGCUUCCUGUAGGACACAGAGGACCCCACUCUGGAGAGAUGCAGAAGAUGGGACACCCCUGUGCAAUGCCUGUGGCAUCAGGUACAAGAAAUAUGGCACCCGCUGCUCCAGUUGCUGGCUGGUGCCAAGAAAAAGUGUGCAGCCCAAGAGACUGUGUGGCAGGUGUGGGUUGUCUCUGAGCCCCCAUCACGGCCCAACUCAAGAAGCAUAAGCCUUUCUUCACCCAGCUUAGCAGUUUCUGCCUCAGGUUCUCCAGGGGAAGAAUACGCAGAACCCUGAGAAAGCCAGCCCGUUUUCAGCUACAUCACAUGUGUGAUUUGCACAUGGGAGAUUCAGGGUUUGGGCCCCACAACUCCUCUUGGGGUCACUGGGCCCCUGGCUCUGCCCUUUCUUCAUUCAGGCUUGGCUGAGCCCCAAAUAAAGGAAAUU